AUGAUCUCGUCGACGCCGCCCUGUGCCGCGCUCGGUGUCAGUCCAACAACCCGGACCGCCGCGCUUUCCACGGCGUCGAUACAUAAUGCAGCGUAUCAUUAUCGUGCCCCGCGCAUCUUGCUUCUGUCGACGUUGCUGUUAUCGGAGGCCCCACAAGCGAACGGAGACACUGGCGGAGGUCGAAGAUCGUCUCCCGCGCUGAUCGACUCCGGAGUGCGAGCUGGAUCUUCGCGGGUCUCCGGGCCGGUGCUGGUGGGACCGCAGGCCACCACCACAAAGCUUCAUCCGGUGGGGAAACAGCGGCCGGCCAGCGAGGAAGACGACGACGAAGACGAUGACGACGAAGAUUACUUUGACUUCGGGCUCGGUGUUGUGGACGACGACGACGACGACGACGAUGAAGAUGACGAUGAGGAUGAGGACGAUUCCGAUGAGGAGGAAGUGGGCGUCGCUCCCGUGACGGUGGCACCAAUCGAGACGAGCACGAUCCGGGCUCGGUUACUGUCCGAUGCAGCGUUCAAUAAGCUGUCGGAGACGCUCGGGGCGCUCAACACCGUCGGACGGUACAUCGUGAACAUUACCAAGGGUCAGGAGGCGAGCGCGAUCACGCAGGUCGACCCGGACACGCAGGAAACGGUCCCGGAAGCGCUCCUGACGCUCACCAAGACGGUCCUCGGGCGCAACAUCACGCGUCCGUUCGAACCACUGAUCAAACGCGUCGGCACCGGCGGUGCGGGAGAGUUGACGGUCGGCGCCGUGACAUCCGGUCCGCUGGUGGUCGGUUCUUCCCCGGUGACAGCCGAUGCCGAGGUCCUGAUUGUCACCUCGACCACAUCAGGCCCGUUGUUGGCGGUGGCGCAGCGGAAAGAGGACAACAACGGCGAACCGUUGAGCUUGGGGACGUCAGCCGACCGAGGACCCGCCGCCGCCGCCGGCGGCGUGGUGUCAGAGCAGAAGAAAAAGAAGAAAAAGAAGAAGAACAAGAACAAAGUGAAGCGCAAGGAUCCGACCCACGUGGAGCCGGUGCGACCGGUGACACCCAGCCCGACGACAACCACCCGCCGACCAGCGGCCAGUAAUAAGAUCGUGGAGUCGACGAAGGACUCCGAGAACCGGUGCCGGACGCCGGACGGGCGCCCGGGGCGCUGCGAGGAUCUGAGCACCUGCCCGGGACUGCUACUGGACCUAAGUCACCUCCGGGAGUCGCUCUGCUUCAAGAGCCUCUUCGUGCCGGGUGUCUGCUGCCCGAUCAGCAGCCCGAGCACCCAGCUCACCACCCCGCGGCCGACGCGACCCCCGGCCACGGCAAAGCCGCCCAGUCUGGUGCUGGCGCCAGUUACGACGGUGACCCUCACUACCACCACCAAGCGACCCCUGGUGCCGGUUUACACGGUGGCACCGGUGGACACGGGGGUGGCCCUCCCGGCAACACUGAAGCCGCUCGAUAACAUCGUCGAUCCGGACGACUGCGGCCAGCAGGAGUACUCGUCGGGGCGGAUCGUGGGCGGAAUCGAAGCCCCGACCGGCCAGUGGCCCUGGAUGGCGGCCAUCUUCCUGCACGGCACCAAGCGGACCGAGUUCUGGUGCGGUGGCUCACUCAUCGGCACCCGGUACAUCCUGACGGCGGCGCAUUGUACGCGGGAUUCGCGCCAACGACCGUUCGCCGCGCGGCAGUUCACCGUGCGGCUCGGCGAUAUCGACCUUUCGACGGACGGGGAACCGUCGGCCCCGGUCACCUACAAGGUGACGGAGGUGCGUGCCCAUCCGCAGUUCUCGCGCGUCGGCUUCUACAACGAUGUGGCGCUCCUGGUGCUGGACAAACCAGUGCGCAAGUCGAAGUACGUCAUCCCGGUGUGCCUGCCGGGGGCGAAUCUACCGUCGAAGGAGCGUCUGGCAGGUCGGAGGGCGACGGUCGUUGGCUGGGGCACGACCUACUACGGUGGCAAGGAGUCAACGAAGCAGCAGCAGGCCACGCUGCCGGUUUGGCGCAACGAGGACUGCAACCGGGCGUACUUCCAGCCGAUCACGGACAACUUCGUGUGCGCCGGGUUCUCGGAGGGUGGCGUCGACGCGUGCCAGGGCGAUUCGGGCGGCCCGCUUAUGAUGCUGGUCGAGGCCCGCUGGACCCAGGUCGGCGUUGUCUCGUUCGGCAACAAGUGCGGCGAACCGGGCUACCCGGGAGUCUACACCCGGAUCAGCGAGUACAUGGACUGGAUACGGGAGAACACCAAGAAGUGA
Messenger RNA from Anopheles cruzii, 2238 nucleotides. RefSeq lists its product as uncharacterized. The transcript is spliced from 6 exons. The record is from RefSeq and is a predicted model, not a curated record. Gene Ontology annotation, biological process: proteolysis. Gene Ontology annotation, molecular function: serine-type endopeptidase activity. NCBI's taxonomy places the organism in Eukaryota, Metazoa, Arthropoda, Insecta, Diptera, Culicidae. The coding region runs from base 1 to 2238 and encodes 745 amino acids.